Caenorhabditis bovis is the source of this 597-nucleotide messenger RNA. The record is from the annotation of a GenBank genome assembly. NCBI's taxonomy places the organism in Eukaryota, Metazoa, Nematoda, Chromadorea, Rhabditida, Rhabditidae.
AUGGCAUCGCUGAACCACGCCAUUCUUAUUUCAUUAUUCGUUUGCAGUUGCACUGGUCUCCAAGAGACGUUUGAUCCAAAAGCUGUUGAUAUAUUAUUACGGGAAAUUCGUUCGAGGCUUCAACAGCAAGAAUUGGACCGGCAUCCUGAAUUAAAAACGACAACACCGGCGGCAGCGGAAGAAGUGAAGAAAAAUGAGAUCGAUGUGGAAGGCUCCGGAUCGGGCGAAGAGAUUGUUGAAGGAUCGGGUGUUGGUGAUGAAGUGUUCCCAACACCUCAACCAAUUUUCGACAAGGCUGGAAAUUUCAAUGACAAGGAAGAAUUGGAGACGCUGACGCUCACAAAACUCCACAAAGAAGCCCCCACAACUAUUCAAGAACACUACAAACAAAAUCCAGUCGGCACCCUUCAAAUGUUGCAAGGUCUUGAUAUCCAUGGAUCAUCGGGUGGCUAUCAUCGAGCACUUUCCGGCGGCUACCUUCCUCCACAAACCUAUGAUCCGUACAAUGUGAACUGGCACAGCUAUGGUGAAGAGGGUGUCAAAAUGAAGGAUAAAGCGAUUGAUGUAUUCCGAAGAGUUCUCCGGCCAAACGUUUAA